This is a messenger RNA of Eptesicus fuscus (big brown bat), 632 nucleotides long. RefSeq names its product KRR1 small subunit processome component homolog (gene KRR1). The record is from RefSeq and is a predicted model, not a curated record. Gene Ontology annotation, cellular component: small-subunit processome; nucleolus. NCBI's taxonomy places the organism in Eukaryota, Metazoa, Chordata, Mammalia, Chiroptera, Vespertilionidae. Gene Ontology annotation, molecular function: RNA binding.
GCGAUUCGAAGAUGGCGACCUCCGAAGUGAACGAGCCAGCGCUAGCGCCUGGGAAAAGUGAAUUUCGUAACCAGAAGCAGAAGCAGGAGAACCGAGAUGAAUCAGAGCUCCUCACUGUACCUGAUGGUUGGGAGGAACCAGCUUUUUCAGAGGACAAACCCAGAGGACUCUUGGAGGGAAGCAGUUUUGCAACUCUGUUCCCCGUGUAUAGAGAAGCUUACUUGAAAGAGUGCUGGCCGUUGGUACAGAAAGCCUUGAAUGAACAUCAUGUUAAUGCAACCCUGGACCUGAUCGAGGGCAGCAUGACUGUUUGUACAACAAAGAAGACUUUUGAUCCAUACAUCAUCAUUAGGGCCAGAGACCUAAUAAAACUAUUAGCAAGGAGUGUUUCAUUUGAACAGGCAGUACGAAUUCUUCAGGAUGGGGUUGCAUGCGACAUCAUUAAAAUAAGUUGUUUAGUAAGAAAUAAAAAAAGAUUUGAAAAAAGAGGAUCACGGCUUAUUGGUCCCAAAGGAUCUACAGUGAAGGCACUGGAACUCUUAAACUGUUACAUUAUGGUUCAGGGAAACAUAUCAGCCAUUGGACCUUUUAGUGGCUUAAAAGAGGACGUGCUUUGUUUGAUUUCCCAUUAG